Messenger RNA from Heterocephalus glaber (naked mole-rat), 10795 nucleotides. NCBI's taxonomy places the organism in Eukaryota, Metazoa, Chordata, Mammalia, Rodentia, Bathyergidae. The record is from RefSeq and is a predicted model, not a curated record.
CGUUCAGACCUCAAGAUCGAGACGGAGCUGGAAAGCAGGCCAGGCGGGUCAAAGUCCCCACAAGGAGGCAGGCCCAGGGCCUUGCUGUGUCAUCCAGGCUGGCCUUGGACUAAUGGUGAUCCUCCUGCCUCAGCCUCCCGAAGGCUGGUACUACAAGUGUGCGCCACCACACUCCUCGUGGCCCCUCGGAAGAGGACUCAACUGCGCUGUUUGUGGGUUCCUCUUGGAUCCGAAUGCUGUGCCUCGCCUCGGGGGAAGAAGCUGGGCGCCUUGAAGGGAGGGUCUCUCAUGGGUGAGGGGCUCAGAGAAGGUGGGUCAGGUCCGCUGGAGCAGCCUAGGUGCGGAGGGCCGGGGCGGGAAGCGGCAGUGACCGGUUCUUCCUCAGAUCGAGGCUCCCCCAGCAGCCGCAUCCUCUGGCGCCCAGCUGAGGACAGACUCUGCUCCAGGUGCGCGCGCUCACACGCAGGCAUGUGCCGCCGUGUGCGUUCGAGCAUAUGGGUGUGCGUGGACGGACGCCCCGAGCCCCUGUGGCCCGGCCUCCUGCCCCGCCCCGCCUCCUUAUCUCCAGGCGCAGCGCUGGGGUCCCCUCCCUCUCCCUCGCCGCGGUGGCCCUGUUAGCGCCUCCUCCCUCCCUUGUUAGCGCCUUACAGCUCCCCUCCCCCUGCCCCUGCAUCCCCGAGAGGCCCCGUGGCCGGCAGCCCAGUUCUCGCCUUCUCAUUCAACCCCUGGACUUCGGCUUCUCCUUUUCGAGGCUUGGUUCUCCGCCCAGCCCCGCAGCCCCCCGCCCUCUCCUCCCACCCCCCUACCCUGUGUCCACGUGGACGGUGGAAGGGGCUGGGGGAGGCGGCCCUGUGCUAGGGUCAAAGCUAAGACCCCCCCCCCCCCCCCACUAAAGUGCUCCUGUAGAUCCGUCCUCUGCUGCCCGCCGCCCUCCAGGGCUACUGUUCCCAGGCUGAGCCCCGGCUGCGGGGACACAGGGUGGUCUUGUGCCCGGGGCCAGGCUGCCAGGCCUCCGGGACUACCAGCUUCCUCUAUCGAAGGGCUCCUUCCCCUCGGGCUUUGAAGUGUCUUUGAGGUUCGUAGAGGAUGUUUGGCUUCGGGGCCGAAUGCCAGGAUAAACUCCUUCUGCCUGCCCAGCCAAACCUCGGUCUCCUCACGGCCAGGCUCGCCCGCCUCCCCCAGCCCUGGACCCGGCCUCCUCCAGGCUGGCACUGCCCGGCCUGCCCAGGAGGCGGGCACCAAGGCGGCUGUUAUGUCACCAGGGAGAGCCCCUCAAGGCAGUGGGCAUCCUAGUCCCGAGCUGAGCUGGCACUGGGCACCUGUAGGUCAGGUGACCCGUGGGGCCGCUGUGGGUGCGGGUGCGGGUGGGGGAGGGGUGUCCACGUGGAGCUGCCUGCAGAGGCCGAGUGGCUCCAGAUGCGGAUGACUCAUCUGGAAUGGGAAAGGGUGGGCGGCCGUGGGGGGAUGUGGGCCUGGCACCUCUGCCAGCAGCUGCUCCCCAUCCUCUGGAGCCCCUCAGACCCCAGGGCAGGUGACAGAGGAGCUGUUCCGAUGUGGGGCUUGCUGGGGUGCAGAGAGGAAGGAGGAGAGGAGCCCUCAGGGUGAGGGCCAGGCGGGGAGAGGGAGGAGAGGGUGGGGAGCACAGUGAGAAGCCCAGCACCCACCCUCUGUGUGUGGGUGCGUUGGCCUCAGUGCUGGCGUGCAGUGCACACACGGGGUGAGGCCCUGCUUCGUGUCUGACAGGUGGAAGGUGGGUUUUGGAGCUGGGGGCCCUGGACACGGCAUCUGCAUUGUCAUUGGCUCUGGGGGACAGGAGGCUGCUUCGAGAUGUGCAUAAGCUAAGUCCCUGGAGCCAGGGCCCCAAAGGUGCUGGCUUCCUGUAACCCCUCUAGGUCCUAGUGAUCUCUCCUGCCCCAGGGGCCAGGGCGUGGGCUGGUGCCUGUGAGCAGCAGUGCGGCAGCUCUGGCCUCCAGGUGGCUUGGCUGGCAGGGCCGCAGCCACUCCCUGGAGGGACCCACCUGUGCCAGCCGCACCGGCCAGGGUAAACAGGGCAGUAAGUGUCUGGGCGUGUGCCUGGCCAGCUGGGCGCCGCUCCACACACGGGCUCAGGUCGGCCCGGCCCGCCUCCACCAGCCCCACGCCAGGGCUGAGCCCUGAGCCUGGAAACAGUGUCAGGGGCCAGGGGGCCUUGAGCAGAUGAACAAUCAAGGUUACUUUGCAGAUGACCUGUCACCUCUUCCAAGGUGGGGAGCGAGAAGGCGUCCGUCCCCUCGUGGCAGGGCUCUGACCUCUGCUAAGUGGCCAUGGCAAAUCGUUGUCAUCCGUCACACACAUGCACAUGUGCUCACCUUGCUGUUGCGUUUCCGCCUGUUCACAGUCCAGAGAGAACGAGCCCCAUCCCUGAAACCCCCUGAAGGACGCAGGAACUGGAUGUGUCCCUGUCCUCCAAACUGCGAUGUGACCAUCCAGCCCUGUGGACCCCUGGGUGUCUCUGGCCCUCCUGGGACGCAGGCUCCUGGGGCCCCCUGUCCUCUCCCCUCUGCUCCCCUGGGGCGCUGAUUUCCCAGCUCCCCCCUGGGCCAGGCUGCUAUGUCCCCAGCCCACAGGACAGUCCCUCAGGGAGGACAGGACACUGAGGGUGGAAGGAGGGCACCCAGAAGAGUGGCAAAGAGCCGGAGGAAGCCCUGCCACUCCUCAGCCUGGAAAGAUGGGCAGCAGGUACCCCUCCUGUCCUGGGCAGCAGGCACAACAGAGCGGGAAGAGAGGUGUCCCGAGACUGCCCACAGGCAGAGGCCCUUCACUCCUGUGGGUGAGGGGACAGGGCGUGGCCACAGAGCCAGCAGGCAGCUUGCAGGUAACGUGGCCUGUGGGUCCCCCGUGGAGGGGGAGGGGCGGCCAGGCCAGGGCUCGGACAGUCCAGAUUAACUGGGAGACAACGCAUCACCUCCUGCAGGUGGGGAGGCCUGCUGCCACUGCCUCCUGGCUGCUGGAGCCCCGGCCCCGGGCAGCGCCCACCCCACCCCACCCCACCUCCCUGUCUCCUCUUUCUGUGACCCUCAUCCUCUCUCCAUUUUCCUCUGUGUGGCAUGUCUUUCCACCUCUGCCCUCUUCCCUCAUUCCUUCUAUUUUGCCUUUCCUCCUUCCCUUCUCUCUACUCCUUAGGGUGGCAGGGGCUGGCUUUCCAGAACGCCAGGCGACUUCAUCCGGAGAGGCCUUGGCCCAAGUUCAUGAUCUCAAAAUAGCCCUCUCAGGUCCCCAUUUUCUUUGCCUGGGCCUCCCCUGGGAAGCCCCCUGCCUGGGGUUCCUGAGCCUGGCAUUGCCAGGUGGUGUGGAUUCUCUCUCUGUCUCUCUCGUCCCUCUUCCUCUCCUUUCCUCUCCAUCUCCCUGGAGAAGGCAGUGCCCGGGAGCCUAGAAUCUGGCCUCCAUCUCUGGAUGACCAGAUGCUCACUGUGCCCAGGACCAUCCAAACCUAUGCCAUGGCUUGGCUGUGAUUUUUAACAGUGCCCCAAAGUAAAUGGCUUUGGACCUCAAAUUAUGCCCGGGCCCAGCCUCCCCCAUGCCCCAUGGGUCCUGGAAGAGCUGGAGGCCCUGUCUGGGCCUCGCCCAGGCACAGUAGAGCCAGACAGCACAGAGGGGAGCUAGAGCUAUACAAAUCGUCCCGCUUGGGGGCCCCCAGCUUUGGGCAGGGCGGGCCUGCUUGCUGGUGAGGGCAGAAGGAGAAUUGUGGUUGCCCCCAAGCAGAAUGUAAUUUAGGAUUUAUUUUGGGGCACUCUCUCCAGCUUUGGGUGGGGCUGAGGUCAAUGUAAGGGUUUAACGGGGUGAGGGGUUUGGUAGGACUGGAGAGAGGGGGAGUCCUCUCACCCCACCCUGUUUGGAAGGGGGGCCCUCCCCAAGACCCCUGACCUCCAGGGUCCCUCCGGUCCCUCUGUCCCCUCCACUUUUAGCAAGGGCAGCAGUGCACUGUCCCCUCUGAGGCUCGGGGGUCUGGUCGAAGGCCCCAGCUUCUGGCAGCCUUCUGGGAGGUUGGGGGAUCCCUCAGCUCAGGUCAGGGUGUCCACCUCCUGUCCCUCCCAGAGCUGCAGGGGCGUCAGGCUGGAGGGAGAAGGCAGACACUGCCUGGUCUGAUGGGGGUGGCACAAGCUCUGUCUCCAGGGAGACCUGGGUCUGAGGGGAGCCAGGACCCAGGCCCUGCCUUCAAAGGGAGGCCGGUCCUCAUUGUCAGUCUUCGUUUAUGUCUGGAACUUAAUCCCAGUCACGACAGGGACUCCCUUCUGUCUCCAGCACUGGCCUGGUUCGUCUGUCCUGGAAUAAUGAGCUGGGAGACAGCACCAGAUCCAAAGGCCUGGGCUGAGAGGCGGCGGUGGACGUCUGAAGUCCUCUGCCUGAUGUGGCCACUUACCUUGACCCUGCCUCCCUCUGCCCAUCCUCCCGGGUUACCUGCUGUCCACUGCUAUGUGCUGCUGCCCAGUCUGGACCCCUUCCACCCCACACCUUCCUGAACCACACUUUCCUCCCGCACUUGCCCGGUGGUGGAUUCCACUGGGGACCUCCAGGUCCACACAGAGGCGCCUCCUCCAGGAAGCCCCCAGCUCCUUCUGACGGGCCUGGCUGUCACUUCUCAUGGGCCUUGGGGCUCUUGGCUGCUCUCUCCUUUAGCCAUAAGCCCCCAGGUGCCCGGAUGCCCUGGAGCUGUCCUGAGCCUGGCAACUCGUGGGGGCUCAUUUGGAGGAAGGAGGUGCUUGGGGACAGGGUGGUGGUGUUGCUCCUCUCAGGGUGAGUCUGGCGAGAGGCAAGUGUCAAGUGUCGUGGUUGAGGGGAGGGAGGUCUCAGGGGCCAUUCCUAAGGGCAGCCAGGAGCCGAGUAGGGAGGGGAUGGACCGUGUCCCUUGCUCAAUGGCAGAGAGAAAGCAUAAUGUAAGAGAGGCUGGGAAGGGUGAGGGGACAUCGGAGCCAAGGGAGGCAGGGGCUUCUAGGUCACUAGACCAUGUGUCCCUCCUCUGGCCCUGGCCUGUGUCACCCUGGCCUUUGACACUGCUGGCUGUGCCUCCCCUUCUCCUGGGGGCCUCAGUGGCUCUGAUCAAGUCCUUCUCCAGCUCUUUACAGGCUGUUCCUUUGCCAUCUUUCCCCAGAUCUGGGCCCAGCCUCCUCUCUGGGGGUCAUCAGGGCACCCCCGCUUAUUCAGCCACCUCAGGUGCAUCCCAGUUUGGAUGCCACGGGGACAACGGAGCCACCCUGCUCCCUAGUGUGCUACCAGCAGCCAGCGUAUGGGCCCCUGGACCUCAGCGUUCUGGCACCAGUCACCAGGUCUUGUGGCUUCUGUCUCUUCCAUCUCUGUCCAUCUGGCUGCCUCUUUCCCCCAGAGCAGAGACCACGAUGGGCUGCAGCCAGGCCUGGGGCAGAGAGGUGAGGCACCAUUUGUUGAUGGAACAUUCAUCCCCGAGACUCGAAGGCAAGACAGGGGCAGCAGAUGGCUUCCCUGCAGGCAGGACCUUGGAGAGGCAGAGGGGCGAGGCAGGUUCCAGGCCUGGGGAAGGGGCAGAACCUUGGUUGGGGUUGGUUAGGGUGGGGCCGCUCACUCUCCGGAAGUUUACCUCCCCCCAGGUGAUGCAGAGAAUUCCCAGAGCUCCAGCUCCGGGCCUUGGGGCAGAGAGAAGCUCUGAGCCCCUCUCCAUUUUCAGUGGCAGCCUGGGCUCAGAUGGGACAUCGCUCCCAGGUUCCAAGCCAUGCUGGGAGAAGAAUGCUGCCCCCAAGUCUGUGGACAGCCUCCAAGUGGGGAUCUUCUUGGAGAAUUUGUUUUCUACCCCAAAAUUCAUAGACAUAUACUUCCUUCCCCUACUCUGUCCUUGUACUUUUUUUGUUGUUUGUUUGUUUUUGUUUUUGUUUUUGAGAGAGUCUCACUAUGUAGCCCAGGCUGGCCUUGAACUCAAGGUGAUCCUCCUGCCUCUGCCUCCUGAGUACUGGGAUGACAGGGCUGUGCCACCAUGCCUAGCUGUCCUCGUAUGUUUUAAUAUCAAAAUAAUGCUCGCAAUCACUUACCCUUGGAAAAAGCCAGCUGCUUUGGGGAGACAAGGCUAACGGUAGGCCUGGGCUGUCCUUGCCUGCUUCCUGGGUCUGGGUCUGGCCCUCCGUGCUAAAGCUGUCCAGGAAAUGGGGUAGUGAGCCUGGGAGCCUCGCCUCGAGACAGUGGCCACUGAGACACAGUGUGGGAUGUGAAGUCGUAAUGAUUCACACUUGGAACCUCAGGUUCCAGGCUGGAUGCAGGCACAGGGCCCUCCCUAGGCUCCUCUGGGAAAGCAGAAGCAGGAGGAGGCAGCACCCCAACAGGGCCCCCAUCAGCUUCCUGGGAGCAGGUCAGGGGUUGGGGUCCCGGGCGUGGCUGCCCCCUCCCAGGGAGAGGAAAGGGUGAGCUCAUCCUCGGGCCCAGGCAGAGCCAGCGGGCAGGAGACAUAAUUAAAAUGCCAGAGGUUAGGAGGUGAAGUUACAAUGGAAAGAAUGAAGCCCGCGCUGCUGCCGCUGCCGCUGCCGCUGCCGGCUGCCUCUCCCACCCGCUCCCGCUGCCAAGCCCACAUUUGAUUUUUAUUUCGGGAGCCGCCAGCGCAGCACUUGGGAGGGAGCGCAGAAACCUCAGUCCGCAUGGCCUGCCACGUCUGGAGCUGGGGCCUCGUGGGGGAGGCUCCUGGGGCCAGAGGAGGAGCUGGGGGGUCCUGGCCAUGCCCGGGCAGGGGGCACCAGGGCAGGGUAGCUCGGGAGGCAAAGAACGAGGCUGGAAAGAACGAAGGCUGUUCUUCGGUGCCCAUCAGCCUUGCCCUCUGCCUUAUGCUUUCGGGGCUGUGGAGAAAAAGCUCAGCCUUUCCGCUCCCAGGUUCGGCUGGGUCUUCCGGUGCCCCCUGACACGCACAUGUAUGUGGGAGGCUUCUAACCGUGUUCUUGUUCUCCAUGGCUUGCUGUGUGCCCCAGGGAAAGUCACUACGCCUCUCUGGACCCCAGUCAUCUCCAGGAAAUGGGAAGGUUGGUAAGAUAAGCAGUUUCACCCAGCUCUGCAGAGGCGUCCCUUCCCGAGUCAUCUUCUGGGCACAUCUCGCAGCUGCCCCAUCCCUCGAAGUGCUGGAGCCCCUUCUCGCAGACAGGAGCUGCAAGGCCAACUCUCGUUUUCCUGCUCUCGGCUUUCUCCCGGCCCAUAAUGCAGUCCAGAUGGUUCGCCGCCAUCGGAAAGCCGAGGCAGCAGAUUCCAGGGAAAGUGGUUGGGCUCCUCUCUCUAUGGUGGAGGGGCCGGGAAAACGGAGUAUGGGGGUGUGUGGAGGGAGACCCCGGAGGCACCUCACUGCCAAAUAAGGGGCUGGGGACAGCGGGAGAGACGGCAGGGCUGGGCCACAGAGGCAGAGCAGCCCAAGGACUUCUGGGAUUCCUGCAAGGCUCUGCCUGACUGCUGGGGCCCGGGACCCUGGGCGGGGCGAGGGCUGCCAUCCUGAGUGUCCAGCUUCAGAGAAAGAGCCAGAUGCCCCUGGUUCAAAUCCCGGCUCUGCCAUUGUGUGGGGCGUUUGACUUCUGCGAGCCUCAGUUUCUUCACCUGUGAAAUGGGUUGAAAUCAGGCUGCUCUCAGAUGGCUGUGAAGGAGACACGGGGUAGUGUAAAGGGCUCCCCACCCUGGGGUGUUUGGGAAGAGCCUUGCGGUGGCGGGGGACGCUUCUAGUACACAGCUUGCCUCCUCCUUAGGCCGCAGCCCUGUGCGCCCGGAGCCCCUGUCCUAGGUCAGCCUCCUGUCUCUCCUGUAUAGCUUCCUGGGUUCUUCGAGGACUCCCAAGGGACUUGAAGUCACCCUUUGAGCCCGUUCUGGGGACAAGGCUGCAGGGAGGCGCUGUGAGCCCAGGCUGAAGCCAUUGCCUCCGUUGGCCUCGACUCAGCCCAGGCCGAACAGCGGACUCCUGCCCCAGCCACGCUGAGAGAAGCUGGACGGCUGGUGAGGGGAGGGCUGGCAGUCUCCCCUCUACUCCCUGGCCCAGACAGCCUCCAGCCUUGCUUGCCACCCCGCCUCACUGUACAAGGGGAGCGCUUCGAUUUUUCCAGCAGGCAGCCCAAGCGCCAAAUGAGAAACAAAUCCGGCUGGAGCUCAAGGCCUCCGCCUGCCCCUGUGCUGAGCCUCAGUUCCUCAUCUUGUGCUCCAGGACUCAGUGUAGAGGCUGGGCUAGGGCGGAGGUCAGGGGGACCCUCACUCCCCAUCCUCAACAUUGGGGGCCAAAUCUGGGCGCAGAUCUGUGGCUCCCCACCCCAGCCCCACAAAAGCCUGGGCAGAGACAGCGCCUCCGGGUCCACACUCCCAGGCUUGCUGUGUGGGGGAGAGGGGCAGGCUGGGGUAGAGACACAGCCGCUGCUUUCCAAGGUCCCAGGCCAGACCCACCCGACACUGCACCCCACUCCUCCACCCCUCACACCUCAUCUCCGGCCACUACCAGGACAGAGAAGCUGCACAGGGAGCCAGGCAGUUCCCCACCCACAAGCCUGUACACCUGACAGGGCGCCCCAGGCUUUGCUCCCCCGGCCUGUGCAGCAGUGUCCCCUCCUGUCCCAAGCCCACCUUCUGCCAGGGCCACGGUCCCUCCCUCCCGCCUCUGCCAUCCACUUGUGGUUUCCCUGGGCAGCCCACGCCUCCCACUCUCUGAACUUCCAUCCCUCUGACCUGCAAAUUCACACUGGGGUCCUCCACCUCCUUGCACACGGGAACCUCUGAGUCACCCUCUGGCUCUCUCCCUUCCCCUCCCAGCCACACUCUGGAUAAGAGUGGUCUCUAUUUCUGUCCUCAGCAGGCCCCUGUCUGGCUCACAUUGGUGCCCUGGGAGGAACCACACCCAAUAAUAAGGGCAAAUCACACCUAGGCCAGCUCCAUUGUGUGGAGAUAAUUACCUGUGCUCUGGCUGCCGGAAGGAAUUAAACGGUCUGAAAGAACAAGACACGGACCAGAGCCUGUAGGACCCACCCCACAUAAUGGCCAGCACCGGGUAAAAAAUUGCCAGACAGCUUUUUCUCUUCUUCCUCCUCUUUCUUCUCCUGCCUUCCUCUUCUCCUUUUUCUUCCCCUUCUCCAUCUCUUCUUCCUCCUCUUUCCUUCUCAUUCUUUUCUUCUCUCUCUUUCCCUUUCCUGUCCUUCCUCCCUCUCCCUUCUCUCCAGAAUCAGUUCAGUACAGAAGCCCUUGGUGUGGAGACUGAGGCAUGGUGCCCUGGAGCCUGCCCAGAAUUGGGGCUCCAUGUGGCGGGUGCCCCAGGGCCACCCCAGGAGCCAGGCAAGGUCUGUAUGACAUGGGGUCGGUGGCAGGGGGACAUUGGCUAAAUAAGCUAGGACUGACCGUGUAUGCAAAUACGAUCCUCUCAGCACAAGUAUGCUGGGGUUUUUACAGUUGAUGGUGAGUUAUAAAUAUGGAGAAGGAGAAAACAGGAGUGAACUUUUCAGUGUUCCUGUCUGCAGUCUUACCCAUUGCAUCUGAAUUGGAGGUCUUGGGGAGAAUUUGCAUGUAUUUCCUUGCCUCGUCCAUGGAAAAGAACUGGCCACAGUGACGUCUUAACGUAACAAGCCACAGCUACCAUGCCAGCCUUCAUUUCUCAAUGCCAUUGUCCACUGAGGGAACCAGGGCUCCUUGGGAGAUGGCUGAUUACAUGGUUAGGGCCAGAAAAGUACAUGAUAAGCCUGCAUCAUCUUGUGACAGAAAGUAAAGAAAUGCUUGGAUAUGAUUAAACAGAAUUACCAUAUGACUCAGCAGUUGCAUCCCUGAGUAUACCCAAGGGAAGUGAAACCAUGCAUCCACACAAAAACUUGUACAUGAAUGUGUGUAACUCUAUUUAUAUUAGUGAAAGGGUAGAAACAAGUCAAAUGUUCAGCAACUGAUAAACGAAAAAAUGUGAUCUAGGGCUGGGGAUUUAGCUCAGUGGUGCUGCCACCUGCCUCGAAAGUGCAAGGUCCUGAGUUUGAUCCCUGGUACCAGAAAAAAAAAGUGAUCUAGCCAUACAAUGGAAUGCUAUUCAGCCAUGAAAAAGGAAUGGCAUACUUGUACAUUAAGCAGUGAAGUAAUAUGUAAUAUUAAGAGGUACUUAUACAAUCUGUAUAGGCCUCAAAAACAUAUAACUAAAAGAAGUUAACCGCAAAAGCCCAUCAAUUAUAUGGUUCCAUUUAUAUAAAAUAGCAAGAAUGCAAUACUUCAUAGAGACAGACAGUAACUUAGUGAUGUUAGGGGCCAAAGUGGGCACAGAAGGGUGGGGAGAUGAUACGUAAAGGUUAUGAGGCUUAUUUUUGAGAUGAUGAAAGUGUUCUAAAAUUAGCUGGUGUGCAUUCUUGUAAUCGCAAAACUCAGGAGGCUGAGACAGGACGAUCACAAGAUUGAGGCCAGCCUAGGAUACACAGGGAGUCUGAGGUCAGCCUGGACUACAUAGUAAGACCCUGUCUCAACGAGUGCUUUAAAACUGUGGUGAAUGGCACACGUCUCUGAAUGUGCUUUGCUAGGGUUUAUAUCUGGAUGUCCCCCACAGCCUGAUGGGAUCAUAGCCAGGACCUUUGGAAGAUGAUUGGAUGAUGGGAUGGUGUAGCUGGCUUUCUGUUAGGAGAUAGGAACAGGCAGGUCACUUUGGGAAUGACUCAGAAAGUUAGGUCUCCCUUCCUCAACCCUCCCUUGACUCUCUGCUUCCUGUCCCCCACGCCAUGAGCAGCUAUACUCCACUAUGCUCCUCUGCCAUGCUGCCUGACUCGGAGCAGCUGACCAGACUAAAACCUCCACAAACUGUGAGCCAAAAUAAACACUUUCUCCUUUAAGCUGU